AUGCAAGUGCAAACGAAGAUCUACACGUUCCUGGAAGGAUUCUGCCAGGAAAUCUCGACCAACCAAAGAUAUUCUGCGCCGAAUGAGGAUGACCCCCAAUCCGAUGAUGGCCUCGGAAGCGUAGUGCCGGAGUAUGAUGCGGAUCUGGACGAACUCGGAGACAAGAACAAAUUCGAAAAUUUCUUAGAAACGCAUUACGACCUCGUCCCUUAUUCCAAGCCGUAUACUAUCGACUGGGAGUAUCUGGAGGCACUCGCCGACCGGCAGCUGCGCCGGGCCGAGAAGAGGCUUAAGGACAUGAAGGAAAGCCCGCUUGCCUUCAUGAAAGAGCUGGAUCUAGCACGGAAUCAUUCAAUCGACAUGUUACGGGCGAUGCCGGGGGACAGGCGGAUGGCAUGGUCGAGGAUGAAUGACCUGACCCUCGCAGGCUGGGGCCAACACCUGGGGACCGCCCUCAAAGACAUCAUGGAUGCGUGCGACAUGUGGCGUCGUGUCUAUACGCUAAUUGUGAAGAAUGUGCAGGCGGCCAAGUCGUACGAUGGUCAUCAGUCUGAGCUCAUGGAACAGAGUGACUCGUACAGGGAUAAUUACUACCAUCUGGUCCUCAUGGCACAGCUCUACGAAGACCGACAUAAAUGGCUCAUUCAAAUCAUGAAAAACUCUUACGGGCUGAGGGACAUGUUCGCGAUGGACAUGACAACUAAGAAGUCCAGGUACUUUAGGCAACCAAAAUUCCUCCCCGUGCUCAAUUUAGUCGCUAUCAUAGACGCAUUGGAAAACGAUGAUAGCAGAAACGCCCUGGGGUUCUGGACGAUUGUGGCUGAAAUCAACGAGUUGAUGCAAGACGAGAAGACAUUGGGGCUCUAUAUAUCGGACUAUAUCAGGCAGUAUGUGGAAGAUCUCCACGCCAUGGGCUCCAUAGCGAGGGCACUGCAGACAAUCGCGAAGGUCUACCCGAACACUCUACCAACAAACGCGAAGCGAGAGGAUUGGGGCUUCGCCAAGCCCAUCUCGCGCCUGAUCGCGUUGUGCAACGCUGCCGAAAACCGAGCGAUCGCCACGGGGCCUUUGGGAGAUACAGUCUUGGGUCAACUAUGCGAAGACAUUCUCGAGACCCCUCUCGAUAAGUACCUCGCUUACAGCAAAGAAGUCCAGCCCCAGCAGGUUGCCCUGUCGCAGACUAUGAGCCGGUCGGAGGACAGACUGUCAGCGUUCUGGAUCAUGUUGGAAGAGAAACUAAGGUUGGAGAGGGCCGUCUCGAAGGAGGUCCAGGAUGUGCUUGACGAUGCCCACCCGCUAGAGACGUAUUUCCGCACCGGUAACACACCUCCCAGAGGGCCGCGGAGAAGGGCUUCCGACCCGGGGAUCCUCCCCGCCGCGCCCGACGACUACCGGCCCAGCAGGCUGAUCUCCAGCAGGGCGCGGAGGAACGACGCCCUGACGAGGAACGUCGAGGUGGAGGUUCCGCGCCCGCCGGAGCCAGGGGCCGCGGCGCCCGCCCCUGCCCCUGAACAGGACGAGAGGCCGCAGAUCGAGCUCGGCCAGCGCGCGUAUGGGACGCUGCGGCUGUUGAUGGGUCCCGUGACGGCGGCCCAGCCGGCGAGCAUCCCGUGGACCGAUAUCCUGAGGCUGAUGGACGAGAUCGGCUUCAAUCACGAGGUGGCACAUGGCAGCGCGCGGCGCUUUAUUCCGCGCGGGAACUUGAGACAAACCCAGGUAACGUAUGUCCCUUUAGUGCAAGAUGAGUGGAAUUAUUAA
Molecule: messenger RNA, 1758 nt
Organism: Diaporthe citri
Lineage: Eukaryota; Fungi; Ascomycota; Sordariomycetes; Diaporthales; Diaporthaceae
Exons: 1
Coding region: 1-1758 (585 amino acids)
Source: RefSeq, a predicted model, not a curated record